Molecule: messenger RNA, 5726 nt
Organism: Musa acuminata AAA Group (dessert banana)
Lineage: Eukaryota; Viridiplantae; Streptophyta; Magnoliopsida; Zingiberales; Musaceae
Product: structural maintenance of chromosomes flexible hinge domain-containing protein GMI1-like
Exons: 38
Coding region: 513-5369 (1618 amino acids)
Source: RefSeq, a predicted model, not a curated record
GGUGCUGGUGGUGCUUCGGUUCAGUUUCUUUUUCUUUUGUUCUUUGAUUCUGAGUACAUGAGAGUCUGUUUCCCUUGCUGAAGCUUGUCAAUUCUUUUCAUGGCUGUUUGGUAACAUCACAGGUUACAUAUACAUAAUAUGGGUAUAAUAUCUGUCCCAAAAAGUAAAGCUCAUAGAUGGACUCACCCUACAGGUCUCUCUAUGCAUUCUUGACGACAGGGAGUGAGUGCACAAGGAAAGAGACAGGAAACAUUUCAAGAACACAAAUGUGCGAGGCCGAGCAUCCCGACCCCGAAGGAAUCGACGAGGCGCCGGUUCAACCCAGAAGGGACACACAUGAACGGUGACGAGGAAGGAGGGACCGACGGGGCAAUCGAUUGCGUCACCCAUUGCUGUCCCCGUUGUGAGAGGAUGCGGCCGAUUGGUUAUCUCGAUUGGGACGCACAUGAUUCCUAUGGUGGUGGCGGCCGCGUACGUCAAGCACCGGGGUGGGCGUUUCUUCGGUCCGGAAGAUGGCAAAUCGAAGGUCAUCUAAAAGAUCAUAUUUAGAAUUCUUAGAUGGAAAUGAUGAUGGUGAUUCUAAAGUAUACAGAUUUCAAAUUCUCCUGCCGAAUGGUGCAAGUGUACGGCUUAUAUUUAAUGAUCUAGGGGAAGAUAUGUUCUUGGAUGAGUUUAUACACAUCAUCAGAAAGGAACUUGAAAAAACUGCAGAAACAACAACAAAAGCUAGUCGAAAGAUUUUCUGGAAUGGAAACAUCUAUCUGGAGGAUAUGUCUGACAACAAGAUUAGAAAGAAAAUCUCUUUUAGCCAUUUUCGCACUAACAAAUGUCACAUACUAAGGCUUCAUGAUGAGGGAGGUGAAUCUCUUGAUACUUACCAUAACAUGUGGGAUCUGACACCACAUACUGAUCUGCUAGCAGAACUUCCAGCAGAAUAUACCUUUGAAACUGCUCUAGCUGACUUGCUUGAUAAUUCUUUGCAAGCUGUAUGGUCUAAUGGCUCUGGUGAAAGGAGGCUAGUUAGAGUGACAGUUGAUGAGCAAAAAAUCGAAAUUUUUGAUAGUGGCCAGGGGAUGGAUGGUAGUGAGGAGAACUGUAUCACAAAGUGGGGAAAGAUGGGUUCUUCUAAGCAUAGGGCUUGUAGAAGCAAGGCCAUUGGUACUAAAGCUCCAUAUUUAAUGCCUUUCUUUGGCAUGUUUGGUUAUGGUGGGCCAAUUGCCACUAUGCAUUUGGGAAGGCAUGCUACUGUGUCAUCAAAAACUAAAGGUUCAAGGAAGGUGUAUUCUCUAUAUUUUUCAAGAGAGGCUUUGUUAAACCAAUCAACACCGAAAUGUAUCUGGCGGACUGAUGGGGGUGUGAGGGAACCUUUAGAUGAGGAAACUCAAACAUCACCUCAUGGGAGUUUCACCCAGGUGGUGAUUAGGGAUCUUAAACUAAGGUGCUUGGACAUAUAUAAACUUCAGUGCUUCUUGAAAGAUAUUUAUUUUCCAUAUAUACAGUGUGAUACAGAGUACACUUCACGAAAAACAGCUAUGCCAAUUGAGUUCGAGGUGAAUGACAUUAACCUUGCUGAAAUUCAAGGAGGAGAGGUGGCAAUUACUAAUUUACUCUCUUGUAAUGGUCCUGAUUUCAUCAUGCAACUAAGGUUCAUGAUUAAAUCAGAAAAUCCAGGAUCAUUAGGUUUUCAAGAAGCCAAUGCACAAUUGAAGUGUGUUUACUUUCCUAUUGUUGAGGGGAAAGAGAACAUUGAGCGAAUUCUUGAGAAGCUUGUUCAAGAUGGUUACGAAAUUAAAGAAAAUUUCGACGCCUUUUCUCGUGUAUCAAUACGUAGGCUUGGUCGUCUCCUUCCAGAUUCCAGAUGGAAUACUCUUCCUUUCAUGGAAACUAAACAAAGAAGGGGAGAUAAAGCUCAUUUAUUAAAGAGAUGCUGCAAAAGGGUGAAAUGCUUUGUUGAGACAGAUGCUGGUUUUUCUCCUACUCCUUCUAAGACUGAUUUGGCACAUCAUCACCCUUUUACUCGUGCAUUGAGGAACUUUGGCAACAUUCUUUGUGGAAAAGAAUCAGAGGUAACCAUUGAGAUACUCAAAGAUGGAAAACACUCCAGUAUUUUACAAUUAGAGAAGGAAUAUCGAGAUUGGGUAAUUCAGAUGCAUGAUAGAUAUGAUGAAGAAAUCAAUUGUGGUGAGGAUGAACCUGUACAUAUUAUUGGCCCUCAAAACAAGAAACAACUUGGUAUAACUGCUGAUGUUGUGAGAGUGCACCAAGCUAUAAAGAGAAGAGGCAUAAUAUGGGAGUCAGGACAAAAGGUUAAAAUUUUUAAAGGUGCAACUGGAUGUUUGAAAAAGAAUUUGUAUGCAACUCUAGAAUACAUUUUAAUAGAAGGAUUUCAAGGUGAUGUGGGUGGUAAGUACUUCAUACUGUUAAUCCCUGUGCUUUUCUCUCUCCAUUUUUCUUUUGAAAAUAUAGUUUUAUAUUAUAACUCAUGUUGUGUAAUAUUUUCCACAGGUGAUGCACGACUAAUUUGCAGGCCACUGGAUUGUUCUGAUGAAAAAGGCUGCUCGAUUUUGGUGGAUAAUGGAAAUGCAAGCUUGGAUAUGCAUGAUUCUCUAUCUUUUCCAAUAAGUCUAAUUGAUUCUGAAAAUAUUCAAGCAAUUGACCUUGCUACAUGGAAUUGCCAAGUUGAGAAGCAUAAAGGGAGACUUCCUUCCAGAAUCGACAUAAUAGCUGGUCAACAGUGUAGCCUGUUAGGGAUCAGUGGGGAACUACCUAUGGAAGCUCCUGUGGUUGCUGGUUUUACUCCUCCUAGAGAAAUUGUUGCUGUUAUUAGACCUGCAAAUUUUAGCUCUUCGAUGGCCUCCAAAGGCCUAGAUCAGAAGAAUAUCGUGAAGAAUGAGUUUGAGAUGACCUUGAAAAUUAGUCAUAAAUGUAGAGCUAAGCAGAAUGAACAGAUGACACUUGCCCAUACAAAAAGUGUUAAACCUUCAUCACAUACUGGCAUCAGUGGAUUAUAUAUAUUUGGGUUGCAAGAUAUAUGUUCGAAACUAUUUUAUAAAGCCGGAAUUUAUAUAUUCACCUUCUUUGUUAAUUGUAAAAAUACCAAUAUCAAACACCUAGAAGCACGAGUAGUUGUGAAGCCUGACACAAAGGUUUGCAAGUGGCGAUUUGUGUUUGAUGAAUGGGGCCCUUUCACUGAUAAGCAACUACUUUCUACUAGGGUUGGUUCCUAUAUUUCGUAUCUUUCUGUUGUGUGUCUUGAUCGGUACUCAAAUCAAAUUCCAUUUUCAAGUAUACCUGAAGCUACGAUAAAAAUAUUUGUGGAAGAAUGUAUGCUUCUCCAUGUUGACAAAAUGAAAAUGAUCCUUUCAUCUGAUCAGUUAUUGUUGGAAUUAAAGGAUAUAUUGAUUGAAAGCAGCAAGCUGGACAUGAUUCAGCCAAGUUAUGAAGCUGUGUUGGCGAUAUGUUCGCAAGAUGGUCUUUUCUCUGCUGAAAUUCCAUGUAAAGUCAUGCCUGGUACCUUAUCUUCCGUGAGGCUGCAAACUUCUCUCCAGGAAGGAGAAUAUUUGGUUCCAGAAGAAGUGAUUGAAGAACUUGUAUUAGAGAUGUUUGAUGCUUAUGGUAAUCAUAUUGAAGAAGGCGUGGAAGUGUUCAUCCACACUGAUGGGUUUUCCUUUCAAGACCACUUAGGUUAUAUUCGAAAGGUGAACUGCAAAGGAUGUAUCGAUCUUAGUGGCCUUCUAACUGUGUCAGCUAGUUUUGGUUCAUAUGCCCACCUUUCAGUUUCGUAUGAUAAGGAGAUUGUUUAUAAGAAGAAGUUCCAAGUUGCACAAAGGGAGUUGAGAGCUGUGUCUGGGGUCUCCGGCAUUCAUCCGAUAGGUUGUCAAUUGGAGAAUGUUAUAUUUGAAGUUUUUGAUCCUGAUGGACAAGUAGAUGAAAAAAUACAUGGUCAAUAUCACACACUUAGAAUAGUAUCAGAUUCAUUGAAAUUGGAUGAUACAAUUCAGUACACUUUCCAUCAUGGCCGGUGCACUGUGCCUUUUGUCCCAGUUCCCCGCAGACCAGGGCCUUUUUGCUUUUCGGCUUUUCAUACACGUUACCAUGAUCUUUGCACUGAUAUUGAGGUCAAUGUUUUGGAGGCUUCAAAGUUGGAGCUAUUUGCUGCAACAGAAUCAUAUGGGACAUUUCAAUCUCAGGUUUUAGAUCAUAUGGACUCAUCAAAGUGUCUCUCUCAUCAGAAGGACCUCCUAGUGAAGUACAUUUCUCAUCAUACUCAGAUUCUUGAUGAAAAAAUUACUGAAGUUGGAUUGAAGAUUGGAGAGCAUGAGAGGAAACUAAAGACACUGAAUGAUCAGAAGAUACAGGUUGAGCAAGAUAUUCAUGAUCUGCGAGUGUUCAUUGGACCUCAAUAUUUGAGCCAAAUUGAGUCUUUGAGUUCUUCAAGAGAGGAAAUCCUUAAACGAAUAGAACGAAAAGGUGAUACUGCCGCUGCUAUUUGCUGCUGUCUUUCUAAAGCUAUCCAGAAGCAAGAACCUUGGAAGUGCUUUACAAACUGUACGCAAGAUGUUGUUGGCCUUGUUGCUCUUCUUGGAAAUGUUAAUACUAGCAAAAAUAGUAGGAUGUUUUCACAGUUUUUGGGUGAAGAUAAUAUGCUUGCAAUUGUUUGCAAAUCUUAUGAAGCUGCAAGUAGAUUGGAGUAUUAUGAUGAGGCUGGAAAAAUUGAUCACCAGCAAGCUGUUCAUGGAGCUGCAGCUACACUCGGCAUUAACAUAAGUAGGAGAUUUCCUGUAAUAUGCCUCGAAGACAUAAGACCAUACCAAGGUCGAAUCAUGCCUAAUGAUCCUCAGAGGAGACUAUGUUUGUCAAAUCCAUUGUUGCAAUCUGGGGCAGUUCCUGCUGGAUUUUUAGGGUAUGCGGUGAACAUGAUCAACUUAGAUAUUCAUCACUGCAAUACAAAAACACUUUCAGGUCAUGGCCUUCGGGAAACCUUGUUCUAUCUGCUGUUUGGUGAAACUCAAGUAUAUCAGACUAGGGCGGACAUGAGACAAGCUAGGUCCUGUAUUAAGCAAGGAGCUAUUUCUCUGGAUGGUGGGAUUGUGAGGGCCAGCGGAUUUAUUUUACUUGGAGACUGUGAACCAGAUGUAAUGUUUCCUGUCAUUGGAACGCAAGCACAUAGAGCAUUUUCACAGGAUAUGGUAAUGAAUAUAAAGCAAAUGGAGGAGAAGAAGGGUCUUCUGACAGCAAUCCAACAAGAAAUAGUAAAAGAAUAUGAAGCCUACACAGAGGACAUGGCCAAGUUUAAAAAAAGAAGUGAUAGGUUACGUGAGUUAUUGACAGAAAGUUCUUCAACAACAAAUUUACUGGAGUGGAAAUGACCGCCCAUGGUGUAGUUCAUCUGUACGACUCUUGUCAUCGAGAUAGGCGUAUACUUGCAACGCCGUGACCAGGUGGUGCCGAUCUACCACUGCACCGUCUUUUGCUCACCGCCGACAUCUCUGAUAACGAAGACUAACCUGUCCACCCGAAAAAGCGAACACCUAAGCCGGGACACAAACGCGGAAGGUCGUUCGAGAGUCGGUGUCUUGCGCAGUCCCUUUAUACACGAUAAUACUAAUAAUAAUAAUCAUAAUGAUAAUCUCAGUUUAUAUUAGCAAAUAAAAAAGAAUUAUCUAUAUUCUUCUUUGUUAAACUGACUCAGUGUAAAUGGCAAGACUGUUCUUUUAAGUGAAAAC